Molecule: messenger RNA, 6572 nt
Organism: Rhinolophus ferrumequinum (greater horseshoe bat)
Lineage: Eukaryota; Metazoa; Chordata; Mammalia; Chiroptera; Rhinolophidae
Gene: ZIC4
Product: Zic family member 4
Exons: 5
Coding region: 2772-3824 (350 amino acids)
Biological process (GO): central nervous system development; regulation of transcription by RNA polymerase II
Cellular component (GO): nucleus
Molecular function (GO): DNA-binding transcription factor activity, RNA polymerase II-specific; RNA polymerase II cis-regulatory region sequence-specific DNA binding
Source: RefSeq, a predicted model, not a curated record
AUAUGUAUAUAUUUUGCCACGAUUCCUUUUUCUUGCAGUCAUAUACGUUUUUUUUCUCUUUUCUUAUUCCUCUUCUCCCUCUCAUCCAUCUCUCUCUGUCUGUCUGUCUCUCUGUCUCUCCUAUCUCUAUCUGUCUCUGUGUGUGUGUCUCUCUCUCUCUAGCUCUAUCUAGCUUUAUCUCUCUCCCUCUCUUUCUCUGUUUUGUCCUUCUUCAAACCUGCUCUUGGCUGAGCCGUUAGCGACUUCGGGAGUCUCCGAGAGCAGGAGGCGGGGAUGGAGCUGGUAAACACAGCUAAGGCACUUCCAGAAUGUCCCGAUUCAGCAACUUUCUUUUCUUUCUUUCCCCCCUCUCCUCCCCUUCAAGGGCAGCAAAGGAGGCUUUUGUUAUUUGCUCCUUUUGAAGUUUGCUUCCCUCUUGCCUCGUCCCCCUCCUGUUUAUAAUUUAAGAUCUCGGGAGCACACGGACACUCCACUCUAGAAGAAAUGUGAUUUCUCAGGAUAACCGGUUGCCUGGAUUUUCUUACUUUUAUCACAGCAAUCAGGCUUCCUGCAUUCCUCCUGCCCCUCAAAUAAGCACAGGUGGAUUAGAGCUCUUAACUUUCGAGUUUAUUGAAGUCUGCUCUUUUUUAAUGACAAACUGGAAACAUUGUUGCUGAUUUUUCUUUUUUUCCUCUCCUGUGUUACUCUUCUCUUCUCCCCCUUUUCCCUAGUCUCCCUUGUCUGCCCCCGCUAACUCCCUCCUUCUGCACUCCUGUUCCUAACCGGGGCCCCUUUCAUUCAGGUAAAACUGUAAAUUUCCCAAAGCGCCAUUGUCCUUCAGGAUUGUCCAAAGCUCCCUAGAAAUCCCCGAAUACUUUUUUGGUAUUUAAAUCCCCGAUAGAUAGAACCAAUGUAAAUUUUGUGACAUUCAAACCUUUCCUAGUUCACAAAUCAGUCACCCUUGUCACAGUUAUUGAAAUUCCGCAACUCGCCACACCAGGACGGUGGAAAAAGCGGGCGCGGUCUUUGUUGCCGACCAGGCUUUUGAUCGCCAGAGAAAAUUUACUUACCUUCAGAUGAGUGAGCAGAAAAAGAAAUAACACUCCCUUUGAUUUAGUUAGGAAAAUGCAGACAUUUGGAUUCAGUGCAAACAUACAACACUCGCUUGUUUUCGCGAUGCGGCCCUCGAUUAACCUGUCUUUGCCCAGCGCAAAGUCUAUUCAACAACUGCGCGUAGUUGCUUUUUGUCCCGUCCACAAAGAGCCAUUGACCAUAUAUUAAAAUGAUUGUUGAAAGGUAGAGGAGUAUGGCACUUAAAAGCAAGGGGAAAAAAAUCCCUGUGACUCAAUCAAUUAAGGCGAGUAACAUUUAUGCAUUUCAAAAAAUGCACACGGAUGCGGGGGGUGGGGGUGGGGAAAAAAGGUUGCAUUUCUCCGCAGCUCUGUUUAAAACCCAGCAGCCCUGGCUGAGGGUUUAGCUCAAGCGUCUGCAUAUUCAUUAGGUCUAAUUAUUUUCUAGUAAGGAAAACACAAAAAGCCAAGAGUCGGAAUCCUUCAAUUUGCCCUUUGUUUCUAACUUCAUUUGGCUUAUUUGCAGCUGAAUCAGAGCCCUAAACUCUUUUCUCAGACAAAGAAACCUCAACUCAUCCUUUCACAGGCGCCCAGUUAGGAAACUCACCAGCGCCCGGGAGAAAGGAAAAUGAAAAUGAAUAUGUUUUGCCCAGUCGCCCGCCUCAGCUGCACAGAUUGGAGCAAAGCAUGAUCGGCGUUGGCCGCUCCUCGCCUUUCUGGUUUUCUGGUCUUUUCAUGGACUAGAUUCUCGUUUGGGGGUGGUGAGCUGAGCUGCCCUUUCCCUGGGCUCUCCCCGCUCAAAACUCUACUUGUGUAUCUGGGAUGGUUUCCCGGAGUCUGAAGGAACCUGGCGGCGCAUUUGCGCUUGUGCUGGGAAAUAAAAAUUUGAGAAAGGAAAAAAAAAUCAAAUAUUCUGUCCCCAGCAACAAGUCUAAGUGCAGCAGCCCAGCAUUCCCCACCAACUUUGAGUGGACCAGGGUUGGGUAAUAGAAGGACAGGGCUGCCACUUGGGUGGUUUGGGAAAAAAAAUUAUACACUUUGAGUGGUUCGGGUGUAUCUUUUUGAACAAAGUGUUUUUUGCUGCCUACGCGGGGAACUUGGAUCCUGCCUCCACUGCAGUUGUAAAAACCUUAUCUGCAAGAAGUUUUCUCUAGAGGCUGUACUGCUCUCACUAGGGAGAACAAAUAUUGAACCCACCUCGCCUGCCUUUCAAAAAAACAAGGGAGGGGACAUGAGGGGGAAGAGUAGCCAUUGGGAGGGGGAGAGGAAAAAUAAUUCUUCAAAAAAGAAAAGUCAGUCUUCUCCUCUUCAGUCCGUGAAAAUCCAAGGGGGACCGUUGACAAGAGGGUAUUUUUAGGAAACGCGUCCAAAUAUACAUGGUAAGAGUGAAUGUGGGGGGAAAAAGUUGUGGGUUGUAGAAGUUAUCAAGUGGGAUUUGCGGCGCUCUCUGCAGGAAACGCAAGCGGCUCCAGUUCAAAGCCACAUGCACCAACGUGACAUAUAAGCCAUUAAAAUAUCAUCCUGACGGCUCAUUUCUGCUUCAUCAUACAUUCCCUAACUGCUUCCCGAAAGCUGGAAAAGGAGAAAUGAAGGAUGACCGCCUCGCUGGAACCACAAAAGAGAGGCUUGGAGGGGUUGGUGGUCCCCCCUCAGCCACCCCAAAGUGAUGUGCAGAAAUGAGGCGAUCCCAGCAACAGGUGGAGCGGGGCUCAAAGUCAGAAAAUGAGAUACAAGACUUCCUUGGUGAUGAGGAAACGAUUACGGCUUUACCGAAAUGCCCUGAAAGAGUCAAGUAGUAGCUCUGGACAUCAUGGCCCCCAGCUCGCUGCCGCCUCCAGCCCUUCGGUGUUCCCCGGCCUUCACGAGCAGCUUCCCCAGGCCUCCGCCAGCGGUACUUUGAACGGACUUCUGCGUCUGGGGCUACCCGGAGAAAUGUACUCGCGGCCCGAACCCUUCGCGCCGGGACCCGUGGCCCGCAGUGACGCCCUGGCCGCUGCCGCGGCCCUGCACGGCUACCGCGGCCUGAACCUGACCGUGAACCUCGCCGCGCCCCACGGUCCCGGCGCCUUCUUCCGCUACAUGCGCCAGCCCAUCAAACAGGAGCUCAUCUGCAAGUGGCUAGCAGCGGACGGCCCAGCGGCCUCGCGCCUCUGCUCCAAAACUUUCAGCACCAUGCACGAGCUGGUCACGCACGUCACCGUGGAGCACGUCGGCGGCCCGGAGCAGGCAAACCACAUCUGCUUCUGGGAGGAGUGUCCGCGCCAGGGCAAGCCCUUUAAAGCCAAAUACAAACUUGUAAAUCACAUCCGCGUGCAUACGGGCGAGAAGCCCUUCCCCUGUCCUUUCCCUGGGUGUGGGAAGGUCUUUGCUAGAUCAGAAAAUCUCAAAAUACACAAAAGAACUCACACAGGGGAGAAGCCCUUCAGGUGUGAGUUCGAGGGCUGCGAGCGACGCUUCGCCAACAGCAGCGACCGCAAGAAGCACUCGCACGUGCACACGAGCGACAAGCCAUACACGUGCAAAGUGCGCGGCUGCGACAAGUGCUACACGCACCCCAGUUCGCUGCGUAAGCACAUGAAGGUUCACGGGCGCUCGCCGCCGCCGCCUAGCUCUGGCUACGACUCGGCCACGCCAUCUGCCCUCGUGUCGCCCUCGUCGGAUUUCGGCCGUGAGCCCCCGGUGGCCUCCUCGGCGGCGGUGGCGGCGCGUGGUACCGACUUGAGCGAAUGCUGUCCACCGCGUUGCUCGCAAGGUAGUCUCUCCCCGCGCAGCUGAGCUCCCGCAUAUCGCGCCUGCGACAUCAAAGAGUCCGCGCACAAAGCAAUGUUUCUUCGCCACGGUGCAUCUUCAUGGUAAGUUAGGAUUUCUAUGGCAAUGGGCAAGUCGCACUGAAAUCCUGAAAGGCCGAGCCUGGAGCCCGUCCAGGCUUUUCAUUAAGGACAUAAUAUUUACGUCUAACAGGCCUUUUUUCGUGUGUAUACAAGUAUAUAUUUUUGUUUGACGCGGACUAAAUCAUUUUCAUUUAAUUUCCGGUAAACAAAACCCACGCGAAUGGGCACUUGUUCCCGAUCAUAAUAAAAAUGGAUAAUAAAUGUGAGAGAAGAAAAGGGCCGCUUGAAUCGCCGCUCAGCCCCCUUUGUUUCUGCUUUCUGCGGUGAUCAGAGGGCGCAUUUGGGUUUGAUGGCGAGUUUCUAAAGGCGAGGAAAUGGUUUGUAAGAGAGGAAAGAAAAGGAGAAAGGUCUAAUCAAGCUCGGGUUGUUCAAAGAGUCGGGUUUUGGGGUUGAAAGUGUGAGUUUGACGGUGCAUCAGCAUGCCGCGUUAGGAUCGCCAUGGAAAUGCGCGCGGGGAGCGGCCGCUUCAAAGGCGGCACACUUCACUGCAGAUACUCUAUUAAGAUACAUUUGCGCUGACCUUUGCUUUCACGCCAUUUAAUACUGUCACUAGGUUCUCCAGUCUAUACUUCCUCCUUAGGACCUGUUUCGCCAGCGUUUAGGGGUUCACCCUGCACUCUAAUGUAGGGGGGCGCUUUGAAGCCAGGGACGAUUUCGGGAAUGGGAAGAGUCGGAUUCUGUGCAUCUUGGCUGCACCCCAAAGAGGCUCCAAGAUCAGGAGUAAAUAACUUUAGGGCAACCUCAGAAGCUUAACAAAUGAGCAUCCCCAGCUUGAUUUUGUUCAAAGCACUUCUCUUCAUCUUGAGCAAGGUGGAGGGCUGAAUUUGAAUGGCACUUGCAGGGCAAGGGACCCAUGUUGGAUGAGUCUGGGAAUUUCAGACUGUGCCUUUAGGACAUUUCCACUUUGGCCCCCAGUGCAGCCCAUUCUGCCCCUCUAUCCCAGAAGUCUCUUUGCAGCUUCCCAAACUUGUUUCUCCCCUGGGUGGUGUGUAUGGUACUCCUCAGGGCUGGGCUGGCCCUGGGCACGAGCUCAAGAGCCCAAGGCCAACGGAAUAGGGAAGAUGGCAGGAAAGUUAGAAGUCCAUGUUCCCUUAAUUGUCUUGUUGUUUAUUUUAUCCAAGUACCCCAGUGAAUAGGGGAAAAAUAAACAUGGUGGAAAAAAAUCAAACAGUGGAGUCUUCUUUAGUGCCAGUCCUUGUGGUUGAAUAAAAAGGAUGGUCCGCUUUCUAUUGAGCUGAGAAAUCUUUGAAGUGGGAGUUAUUAUCUGAGACAUUCCUGCUUGUCGUCCUAACAACGCUGAUGAAACGUAAAAGGUUCUUUGUCAGCGAUUUGUUCUCCUCUCUGUCAAACUCCCUCUGCCCUGUUAGUUUCCAACCGUUUCUAAAGAGAUAAAAUCAAAAUUCUUUUUAAAAAAAUGCAUGCACUCUACACUAACUGAUAACUUUAGGACUAAGUCCUGCUAAGAGAAAAAGAAAAGUAAUACAGAGACAUCAGGUCCAAGGCCUGUAGAAGUGUGCAGAUGUUGAGUGGCCCUUUGCACAGGCUCUGGGACAUGGGGAAAGAAUGCAGGCAGAGCCCACAUACCCCAAGCUCACACUGCGUGUCAGCUUCUCUGUGCUCUGGCCUGCACUCGUCAGUCCAAGUCAGGUCACCUCGAGCCUCCUUUGGGGACCCCUCAAGCUGCCAAUAUUCUUGGUCCAGAUCCUUGGAAUCUAAUGCUAUAGCCAAGUGAUUGUUAAUAUUUCCUUCUCCUUCAAAGACAAUCUCUGCUAAAAAUAGACCCAUUGUGUGUUUCUUCUCCCUAGCAGCAAUUGGCAAGCCCUUUCUGCCAUUAAUAGAAAGGAGAGUGGCUUGAGGGAGACAUUUUUAUAAUUUCCUGUUUUCAUCAGAAUCUUGGCAAUCGGAGUUCAGAAGAUUCAGUUUACAAGCUAGUGACCCCAGAGUGCAUGCAAAUUACCCCUCCCAUCUAGUAUGCAGUUCUUCGUUUUAUAUGGUGCCCAGGAAAGAAACUUUCACCCUGUCCAGCUUUUCCUAAACCCCUUCAUGUGGUUUUAAAGGUGGUUUAAAUAAAGGACGUUCCAGUCUCCCCACCCUGUGUGUACUUUAAAUGAUUUGUAAAGUUUCCCCAAGCUGUAACCCAUGCUGUUAUUAUAGUUGCCACAAAAUGUUUUCUCUUGUAUUGAUUUUUAUUUGCUUACUCGAGGUCCCCAUAUGUUUAUUUAUAUCACUAAUUUAUGGGAAAAUGUAAUGAUUGCAAUGAAUGUGAAUUAUAUAGACAGGCAAAUGUUUUGUAAUCAUAAUUCACACACACACACACACACACACACACACACACAAGCCUGACUGAAACUUUAGACUAUUUAGUACCCUCUUUACACAAACUGUUUGUGAUUUAUCAUCUCUCCCCUUAGCAUCCUUAAAUUAUGAACUAACUUGAAAGAAAAAAAGUUAUGUAUUUGACUGAAAGUGAUUGUCGAAUGAAAACAUAGUUGAAAGCUAUGGCUUAAUCUUGCUGUGAAUAUGUAAAAAUAAAUUAAAAUCUGUGAUUGUUUUUCCCUCCAAAGAUCAUUGUGUACAUGGAGCUCCAUUUUGCUAUUUUCUUUGGAAAUAAAGGAUGUGAUGUUUUCCUCCC